This is a messenger RNA of Anopheles gambiae (African malaria mosquito), 3019 nucleotides long. It is a transcript of the gene Tbc1d22, whose product is annotated as TBC1 domain family member 22B. The coding region runs from base 671 to 2326 and encodes 551 amino acids. The transcript has 5 exons. Gene Ontology annotation, molecular function: GTPase activator activity. The record is from RefSeq and is a predicted model, not a curated record. NCBI's taxonomy places the organism in Eukaryota, Metazoa, Arthropoda, Insecta, Diptera, Culicidae. Gene Ontology annotation, biological process: activation of GTPase activity.
ACGAUGGAAUGCCAAAAUAGAAAAAAAGGAAAGCAGAAAACACUGUUUCGUUUGAAACAAUUUGCCGAAACAAUGGUCGUAGCAGGGCAGUGAUUUUGUGUAGAUGUUAUUCGCUUUAAUUUCAUUGCUUCUCUUGAAACAAACAGCACAAUCGUUCGGAACUAAAGUACGUGUGUGAUCUCGUGACUACCCCCUGCAAAAGACCACCGUUUGCCGUUCGUCCCGUAGCAAUCGAGCUGAAAAAUUGGUACCCUUUCGGACAAGAUAACUACCUAAACCUGCUACCAUCCGCCCUCCGCCAGCAUCGUGCGACAAUGACCCAGCCCCUUGCGGGUGACAAUAGAUGGAGUAGGCAUGCUGUAGCAUAGCGGUGUGCUGUCACCGUGUACGUCGUCUAAUUAAAUAUCAUCACAGGUCGCUGCCUUCACCUCGUACCAACGCGGAUAUCGCGGAUAGUGUUCAUCGGAGAAAAGUGAAACGAAACAUUUGUAUGCCCUUCUAUUUGGAUCCUUCUUACCAAGGUGGCUAUCUUUUACUGUGCCACACAAACAUUUGACUGAGCUUUUCCCACAUCACAUCUUUUGUGGCUAAUCGUGCAGCAGCACAGCAACGUCGUCCGUGUUCCGGUGUUCACCAUCGAUCCUCACCAUCGAACAGUCCUUGGGUGGACAUGAGUAGCGGUAGCGCCAGUACUGCUAGUACUGCCGGUGGUACUACUACUUCGGCCGAUGGUACGACUUCCUCUUCCUUUUGGCGCAACAACAGCCGUACCAUACCCGGUCGACCUACCACGGUCACCAAUCGUAUAGGGAGCGGGCGGACUAUCGGAGCUGGCUCAUCGGGUGGCAGUUCGUCGUUCCAGGAUUAUCAGGACUCCGUUAGCGAUGCGUGGGACCUCGGCGACGAUGAAUUCUGCAUUAUUUCCGGUGUAGUGGAUACGCGCAUAUCAAAACGAGCUUCACAGACGGCGGCACUGAAUGUGAUUAAAACUCACAAGAGCGGUGCUGGCGGCAGUGUAUCUAAACCACAAACCUCCGUCCACCUGGACACACAGGAAUUAUUGACUGGCCCCGCUACGAAUCCGAUUGAGCAACAGCAGAGCGGCGGUGGUGAUGCGCACUUGGAGGCAGAGUUGAGAAUAGAAAGCUUAGAUAUCCAAUCCCAGUCCCAGCAGCAACAGCAUCAGCAACACCAACAACAACAGCAGCAGCAGCAAUCGUCCAACGAUGGAGUUGGAUACGCGCACGAUCAACGACUUCGACAACGGUUUCAUGCGUAUCCUGGACGUCCACAAUUAUUAAAAUUAUCCUCAAAUGUGGCGUCGAAGGAUGUGGAGUGUGAAUCAAAGUACGAAAAGUUUAGUAACAUCCUCGAGGCACCGCUACUGAAUCUGAUCGCGCUAAAGGAACUCAGUUGGUCGGGCGUGCCACGCAAAAUGCGAGCAGUUACCUGGCGACUGCUUUCGGGUUACCUUCCCACCAGCUUAGAGCGCCGUCAAACGGUGCUGGAGCGGAAGCGUGUCGACUACCGAAAGCUGGUGCAGCAGUACUUUGAUGCGGACUGUCGCGAUGAAAGUCAGCAGGACACCUACCGCCAAAUCCAUAUCGAUGUUCCCCGAAUGAAUCCACACGUGGCGCUGUUUCAGCAGAAGCUCGUACAGGAGAUGUUUGAGCGAAUACUGUUCAUCUGGGCCAUCCGACACCCCGCUUCGGGGUACGUGCAGGGUAUCAACGAUCUCGUAACACCAUUUUUCAUCGUUUUUCUACAGGAAGCUGUCGGACCGGAUAAAGAUUUGGAGCAGUGCCAACUGAGUGACCUCAGCAUUGAGCAGCGGGACAUUAUCGAAUCUGAUUCAUUUUGGUGUUUGUCCAAAUUUCUCGAUUGCAUCCAGGAUAAUUACAUUUUUGCACAGCUCGGGAUACAGGCAAAGGUCAAUCAGCUGAAGGAACUGAUUCAGCGAAUCGAUGGAACGCUGCACAGACAUCUGCAGAUGCACGGUGUUGACUAUCUGCAAUUUUCGUUCCGAUGGAUGAACAAUCUCCUAACACGUGAACUGCCACUCUACUGCACUAUCCGGCUGUGGGACACCUAUUUGGCCGAGUCGGACGGUUUCGCCGUGUUUCAACUGUACGUGUGCGCCGCAUUUUUGCUGCACUGGCGGGAACAGUUGCUGCAGGAAAAAGAUUUCCAGGGUUUGAUGCUGUUGCUGCAAAAUCUACCCACACACAACUGGAUGGAUUCGCAUAUCGGAGUGCUGGUGGCCGAAGCGUUUCGCCUUAAGUUCACCUAUGCCGAUGCCCCAAAGCACCUCGAAGCCAAAAGUUGACCCGUAAUGACACUAGAUGGUGGGUAUUAUCAAAACUACUGUAGAAACUAUUUGUACAAGUUUAUUUGAAACAAUCGCGCAAGCGCUGUUUCUACGCCGCUCCGAACAUCAAUGGCGGGACGGACGGUUCAAUUCACUCAAUACGAUGCUAUUACGAUUUUGGUUUAGGAAGAGCGAUAAUAUGCUGAAAGAAAAAGGGUUUGUGAAAGAGAUGAUACAUGCAGGGUUAAACUCUUGUAAAACAAGAACUGCUUUUCUACUUCUGGACAAAGGGAACAAGCCACACAAUAGAUGGCACGUGUCUUUGCAUAAUGUUUUCGUUUGUGUGCGGUGCGAUGUUGGCUGCGUUUCGGUUUACUGGCAACUGAAAUCAUUUUUUUUUUAUCGUUAUCGAUCUGUGCAUAUAAAAAUCAUCGAAUCCCGGAACAUUUGUAAUUUGCCCGUUUUUUCUUUUUAAUAGAAGCAGAAAAUACACCUUAUCUAGCAAAAAAAAAACGCCAAAAAAUGGGUAGCACAUUACAAACAUCGAAGCCAGGUGAGAACUGAGUGAGAACGGUGCAAGGAUGAAGAACUGAAGGAAAAAAGGAACUGUGUAUCAAGCAGCAGAAGAUUAUAUAAAAACACAAGAGAGGAUAACUACAACCAAUUAGCUAAUUAUAAGAAAAUAAAUCAUAAAUAAAUAAAUCAAACCAA